Messenger RNA from Dermacentor silvarum, 1904 nucleotides. RefSeq lists its product as uncharacterized. Lineage: Eukaryota; Metazoa; Arthropoda; Arachnida; Ixodida; Ixodidae. The coding region runs from base 1 to 1203 and encodes 400 amino acids. The transcript has a single exon. Gene Ontology annotation, molecular function: nucleic acid binding; zinc ion binding. The record is from RefSeq and is a predicted model, not a curated record.
AUGCUCUCUGCUGGAAACAGCGUAUCGGCCUCAGGCCGAGGAUCGUCGACUCCGUUUUUGAAUGAAGAUGCAAGCUACAAAGUUGUCCUCCCGCGUCUACCAACCGGUAACGAUGUGCUGAAUUCCAUUUUUCUUCAUGCGGACUUGAGUGGCAGACCAUACCGUGCUCCUGAUUUCCGAGACGCUCUGCUUGAAGUAGUGGAUACUGCAGAUAUUAUAGGUGUAGGACAGUAUCAGAUGAGCCAUGUAUGGAUGGUUACCUGCGCUAGUAGUGCGGCGAAACAUAAACUCGUUGCCUGUGGUGAGCUCCGUGUCAAAGGACUGAAGUGCAUGGUGAUAGAUCCGGAGACUAAAAAUAUCAAGCUCAAAUUACUCUGGCUUCCGCCUCAUCUUGAAGCUCGACGGGUUGAAGAGGCGUUCCAGGCGUACGGUCAGGUGAAGUCUCUCUCGAGAGAGGUGUGGAGAUGCACUGGUAUGGAACAGUGGGUGACGACAAACCGGGAGGUUUCCUUGGUGCUCAAGGAUACUGUCACCGUAAGCUCAAUACCACACAUUAUGUCCAUUUAUGGACACCAGUGCCUGGUACUGAUCCCCGGCAGGCCUCCGCUGUGCCUUCGUUGCAAGCGUGUGGGACAUGUCCGUCGACAAUGCAGAACGCCGAGGUGCUUGCAGUGCCACCGAUUUGGUCACUCGGUGGACGCCUGUGUAUCGACCUAUGCCAAUAAGCUUCGUUCUGGGCAACACAGCGCAGAAGAGCCACAACUGGACCAUCUCAUGGAUGCUACAGAGAUAGUCGAUGCUACCGGAGAAGCCACAGGCGGCAUCAGGGACGAAGAACAGGAGUCUCCAGAGCCAAUGCCGAGCAGCCACAGCAUCCCAAGCGAAACUACUGGCAAUAACUCGGUUUGCACACAUGACCAAGAAAACCUUAAAGAAAAGCCCCCCGAUGGUGACAAGGAAGAAGAGGCGAUGGACAGCAGUCAAGCGAGGAAGCGUCCGGCACCGUGCAACGAUGAAACAACGGGGAGUGCAGUACAGGCACCCGAGAGUGUGCCUUCUAGUGCUCAACGGGUUCCCUCCCCUGGUGAUGGUGUGCCGCGGCGGUUUUGUCAGCGAAGUAAGGAGAGUGCUAUAAAGAAGUGCAAAGGGAGCAAGACCACAGAUUUACCUGUGGCCAAGGGUGAUGAAGAACAAAAGCUUUAGGUGAGCAAAAUGGCUACCACCUUCACCCUCCCCUUAUGUGUAGCGACACUCAACGUGCGUGGGCUGCGGAGUAUAAGGCGUCAGCAGCAGUUACUCCAUGUGCUUAGGCAGCAUGAAAUUGAUGUUGGUGCAGUGCAAGAGACCAAGAUUUCUUCUGCUACCGAUGCUAACCUUGCGCUGCAAAUUUUUCAACCAGAUUAUGAGGUGUGUGUUAGCCAAGCGGUUGGUGCUUCCGCUGGGUGCUUUUUGUUAGUUAGAAAGCAGUUGAAUCACGCUUCAUUGUCGCUACGUGUUGAUGGGGAAGGCCGCUUUCUAUGUUGUGACCUCUCUUUUCGUUCCCGUAAUUGGCGGUUUAUUUGUGUCUAUGCUCCCCUAACAGUGAGCGACAGGAAGGCUUUCUUUCUGUCUCUUGCUCCGUUCCUAGACACUGACAGAGAUUUGGUAGUUUUGGGAGACUUUAACUGUGUUUGUGAUCAUAGAGACCAUUCAUACCUAAGAAAGCGUUAUGAUGCAAGUGCAACUUUGCUUCAGCAAUUACUGGAAGACCACAAUCUAAUAGACGUGGGAGCCUACACGCCUUCUUGCGUGCGGUUCACGCACUUUCAAGGCGUCUCUCAUGCUCGACUUGAUCGUGUGUAUGUUUCGACGGAUCUCUGGUCUCACAUUCACAACUACGCCGUGAAGCCUAUAUUUUUCACAGA